AUGGACUCCUCCUCAUUUCAGAAUUUAUUUAUUUUUCACUUCUUAACCUUGUACUUGUCUUUUAUUUCUUCUGUUCUUUAUUUUUAUCUCUCCAUUUUUUUCUUUCCUCUCUUUCUUUCUCUUUGCUUUUCUCUCUACUCUCUUUUCUCUCUCUCCUCUUGUCUCUUUUUUUUUCUCUCAAUCUCUCCACUUUUCUCUCUUUUAUCUGUAUUGUUCUCUCUCCUUUUUUUUCUCUCUCUCUCUCCUUUUUUCUCUCUCUCUCCUUUUUUUUCUCUCUCUCUCUCCUUUUUCUCUCUCUCUCCUUUUUCUCUCUCUCUCUCCUUUUUUUCUCUCUCUCUCUCCUUUUUCUCUCUCUCUCUCUCCUUUUUUCUCUCUCUCUCUCUCCUUUUUUCUCUCUCUCUCUCCUUUUUUCUCUCCCACUCCUUUUUCCUUUCCCUCUCUUUCCUUUUUCCUCUCUCUCUCUCCCUCUCCACCACCACCAAAAAAUAA
This is a messenger RNA of Acanthosepion pharaonis, 489 nucleotides long. NCBI's taxonomy places the organism in Eukaryota, Metazoa, Mollusca, Cephalopoda, Sepiida, Sepiidae. The record is from the annotation of a GenBank genome assembly.